Stomoxys calcitrans (stable fly) is the source of this 2903-nucleotide messenger RNA. It is a transcript of the gene Mcm6, whose product is annotated as DNA replication licensing factor Mcm6. Bases 200 to 2668 code for a protein of 822 amino acids. Gene Ontology annotation, biological process: DNA replication initiation; double-strand break repair via break-induced replication; mitotic DNA replication. Gene Ontology annotation, cellular component: nucleus; MCM complex. The transcript is spliced from 4 exons. NCBI's taxonomy places the organism in Eukaryota, Metazoa, Arthropoda, Insecta, Diptera, Muscidae. The record is from RefSeq and is a predicted model, not a curated record. Gene Ontology annotation, molecular function: single-stranded DNA binding; single-stranded 3'-5' DNA helicase activity; ATP binding.
AGGCAGAUGUCAUUCGAAUUUGGCGUGUGUUUCCUAAGGUCCAGCACAAAACAUUCUCCUCGAAGUCGUUAAAUCUUUGUUAUUCUAUUAUCAUAGCUGAAUCCUUGAGUGAUAAGAGCACUAUUGGUUUGAUUGUUGGAACGCCUAUUGCUAGUUAAAUUCUUUUUGUUGUGUGCUUUGACGAAUUUGUGUUACAAUUAUGGAUAUAGCAGAUGCCCAAGUUGGUCAAUUGCGUGUCAAAGAUGAAGUGGGGAUUAGAUGUCAGAAAUUAUUCCAAGAUUUCCUUGAAGAGUUUAAAGAGGAUGGAGAGAUCAAAUAUGUUAAACCUGCUGCUGAUUUGGAAUCGCCAGAUCGUUGCACCUUGGAAGUCAGCUUUGAUGAUGUGGAAAAAUACAAUCAAAAUUUGGCUACCACCAUUAUUGAGGAGUACUAUCGCAUCUUCCCUUUUUUGUGUCAAUCCGUUUCGAAUUUCGUUAAGGAUCGCAUUGGUUUGAAAACUGAAAAGGAUUGUUAUGUUUCCUUUACCGAAGUGCCUACGCGUCAUAAAGUACGUGAUAUGACCACUUCUAAAAUUGGCACUUUGAUACGCAUCUCAGGCCAAGUGGUGCGCACACAUCCCGUACAUCCAGAACUUGUUUUCGGCACCUUCAUGUGUUUGGAUUGUCAAACUGAGAUAAGAAAUGUUGAACAGCAAUUCAAAUUUACUAAUCCAACAAUUUGUCGCAAUCCUGUGUGCUCCAAUCGUCGCCGUUUCAUGUUGGAUGUGGAAAAAUCAUUGUUUGUGGAUUUCCAAAAGAUUCGUGUACAAGAGACACAAGCUGAGUUGCCCAGGGGUUGCAUACCACGUUCCGUGGAAAUUAUUCUGCGUUCAGAAUUGGUAGAAACUGUACAGGCCGGAGAUCGUUAUGAUUUUACCGGCACCUUGAUUGUGGUACCCGAUGUGGGUGUAUUGAAUAUGCCUGGAGCCAAGGCUGAUCCAGGUUCACGUCACAAGGCGGGUGAGGGACCCGAAGGUCUUACUGGCCUGAAGGCUUUGGGCAUGCGUGAGUUAAACUAUCGCAUGGCAUUUUUGGCUUGUAGUGUGCAGGCUACAAAUGCUCGAUUUGGAGGCACUGAUUUGCCCAUGUCAGAAGUGACAGCCGAAGAUAUGAAGCGGCAAAUGACAGAUGCUGAAUGGAAUAAGGUUUAUGAGAUGUCCAAGGAUCGCAAUCUUUACAAUAAUUUAAUAACCAGUUUGUUCCCCUCAAUUUAUGGCAAUGAUGAAGUGAAGCGUGGUAUACUGCUGCAGCUAUUUGGAGGAGUGGGCAAAACCACACAUGAAAAAACUUCCUUGCGUGGUGAUGUAAAUGUCUGCAUUGUGGGCGAUCCCAGUACUGCCAAAUCGCAAUUUCUUAAACAAGUGGCGGAUUUCUCCCCUCGUGCCGUUUAUACUUCGGGUAAAGCUUCUUCGGCCGCUGGUCUUACGGCUGCUGUUGUAAGGGAUGAGGAAAGCUUUGAUUUCGUUAUAGAAGCCGGUGCCCUUAUGUUGGCCGACAACGGCAUUUGUUGCAUUGAUGAAUUCGACAAAAUGGAUCCCAGAGAUCAGGUGGCCAUUCACGAGGCCAUGGAACAGCAAACCAUCUCCUUGGCCAAGGCUGGUGUACGGGCCACACUCAAUGCCCGCACCUCCAUAUUGGCUGCUGCCAAUCCCAUUAAUGGUCGCUAUGAUCGCUCCAAGAGUCUGCAACAGAAUAUUCAACUUUCCGCCCCCAUUAUGUCUCGUUUCGAUUUGUUUUUCAUUUUGGUCGAUGAAUGCAAUGAGGUUGUGGACUACGCCAUUGCCCGUAAAAUUGUGGAUCUGCACUCGAACAUUGAGGACAAUGUGGAGAGAGCCUAUUCGCGUGAGGAGGUUUUGCGCUACAUUACCUUUGCCCGCCAGUUCAAGCCGAUCAUAAGCAAAGAGGCUGGUGCCUUGUUGGUGGAGAACUAUGGACAUUUAAGGCAACGUGACACGGGCACUGCUGGCCGCAGCACUUGGCGUAUAACAGUGCGCCAGCUGGAGUCCAUGAUUCGCUUGAGUGAGGCCAUGGCUAAGCUGGAAUGUAUGAAUGAAGUGCAGGAGCGCCAUGUUAAGGAGGCCUUCCGUUUGUUAAAUAAAUCCAUCAUACGUGUUGAGCAGCCCGACAUUCAUUUGGAUGAUGAUGAUGUGGAUGAGGCCUUUACCGGUGAUGUUGACAUGGAUCACAAUAAUGGGGCAAAUGGUGAUGGCGAGGCGCCUGAGCAGGCCGCAGACGCUGACGGCGAAGGUGCUCAAGUUGGUGUACAAAAGAAAAAACUCACCUUGUCCUUUGAGGAUUAUAAAAAUCUAUCCACCAUGUUGGUUUUACACAUGCGUAAUGAGGAAGCUCGCUGUGAAGUGGAAGGCACCGAUUCCGGCAUGAAGCGCAGUGAUGUGGUCACUUGGUAUUUGGAGCAAGUAGCCGACCAAAUUGAGUCGGAAGAUGAAUUGAUUUCGCGCAAGAACUUAAUUGAAAAGGUCAUCGAUCGUCUGAUCUAUCAUGAUCAGGUUAUUAUUCCCCUAAAGACCACAGAGCUUAGACAGCCCGGCAAAAGUCCUAAACGCACUGACGAUGAUGAGGAUCAGGAUGAUCCGCUAUUGGUCGUACAUCCCAACUACAUAAUAGAAUAGGCACCAUAAACGGCUUACAUAUUGUGUAUGUCAGCAAGUAAGAGCCCUGCUUAGUUAGUGUAUAACCGAUUCCAUUUGUUAAUUUUUUAAAGAAAAUUUUUUUUUUUAAUUUCAUUGAAUGACAUUUUAGCAUUUAAGUUGAGUUUUAGUUUUGUAGCUGGUAAGGAAACACGUUUUGCAUAAUAAGCCCAUUUUUUGCUAAAUAAACUGGCCAAAAAAAUUUCUUGAAAAUAAA